This is a messenger RNA of Melospiza georgiana, 1727 nucleotides long. RefSeq names its product centrin-2-like. NCBI's taxonomy places the organism in Eukaryota, Metazoa, Chordata, Aves, Passeriformes, Passerellidae. The record is from RefSeq and is a predicted model, not a curated record. Bases 17 to 580 code for a protein of 187 amino acids. Gene Ontology annotation, molecular function: calcium ion binding. Gene Ontology annotation, biological process: nucleotide-excision repair; mitotic cell cycle; centriole replication. Gene Ontology annotation, cellular component: centriole; centrosome. The transcript has 6 exons.
GUGGGGGCGACAGCCAAUGGAAGGGCGCGGUAUUGAGGCUGCCGGGAGUGAAGCCGGCGGGAUGGCCUGCGGCUUUAAGAAGCCGUCGCUGGCGGCCGCGGCGCAGAGGAAGAAGGCGAAUCCCAAGCUGGAGCUGCCGGAGGAGCAGCAGCGGGAGAUCCGCGACGCCUUCGAGCUCUUCGACACCGACGGCAGCGGCAGCAUCGAUGUCAAGGAGCUGAAGGUGGCCAUGAGGGCCCUGGGGUUUGAACCUAAGAAAGAAGAGAUCAAGAAAAUGAUCUCAGACAUCGAUAAGGAAGGGACAGGAAAAAUCAGCUUCAGUGACUUCCUGGCAGUGAUGUCACAGAGAAUGGCUGAAAAAGAUUCCAAAGAGGAGAUUCUCAAAGCUUUCAAACUCUUUGAUGAUGAUGAGACUGGAAAAAUCUCUUUCCAAAACCUCAAACGUGUGGCCAAAGUGCUGGGGGAGAACCUCACUGAUGAAGAGCUGCAGGAGAUGAUUGAUGAGGCAGAUCGGGAUGGGGACGGGCAAGUGAGCGAGCAGGAAUUCCUGAGGAUCAUGAAGAAGACUGGCUUGUACUGAACCCAGUGGGAUUUGUGUACAUUCCUUAGGGAAUGGGAGCCUCAUUUUGUGGUGUCUUGAUUUCUUUGGAGGCAGCAGAAAAUACAGGAGUUUUCCAGGACUAUACAACAGGAAAACCUUCUGUUCAAAUGAGUUAAACAUCUGAGGUAAGGCCAAAAUGAGACCUGAAGUUCCACUUUGGAUGUUCCAGUACCUAAUUCUGCCCAUUCCAGUGCUCAUGUUAAUAGGAGCCUGGGAAGAUUUGGGUGAAAAGGGACCCCAAAGCCCUGCCAGUGCCACUCCUGCCAUGCCCAGGACACCUCCCACUGUCCCAGGCUGCUCCAAGCCCUGUCCAGCCUGGCCUUGGACACUGCUAGGGAUGGAGCAGCCACAGCUUCCCUGAGCAACAAUUAGAUUUAGGUUUGGGGGGAGUUUUUUCCACCAGCUUCCUCGAAGUUAGUGAAAAAACUCCUUUCUAGCAAAAGCCAUCAACAUUCCUUGCCUGCCCUUGGGAGAAUCCAGUCACAGCUUCCCUGUAGGACUGAAAACAGUUUCACUCCCUCCUUCUCUUCCCACCCCAAGCCUUGGGUAACCAUCCUAUUCCUGCCUUGGACCUGCUUAGCUUGGAGUCAGCAAAGGCUUUUCCUACCCUGGGUCUGUGAGGUAUCAGGGAGGUAAAUAAUUAAUUUCAAACAAAGUGUCUUAUUCAAAGCCAUCAGAGUUGUGGAAACAAGUCACAAAAAUGCAAACAGAUCAGGUGUUACAUCAUUCCUUCUGCUGUGCUGAGAAAUGAUAAAAUCAGUCUUCCAGAGUUUCUACUUUUCCCUGUUCUGUCCUCAAAAGGGCUGGAAGUGCAGCAGAGCUGAGUUCUCAGCAAUAGCAUUCAGCUCCUUGUGAGCUUCCACCACCUAACCGGAAUCCCUGGUGACUUUGGGGGACCCUGGUGUGAGUGUUGAAGCCCCAAAACAGAUAGCCUUCAAGAAAUAAUGAGUUAAAACAUAGAAUGUGAGGCAUUUGAAGAAAGCAUAGCAUUAGGAAACACAUAAAGCAAUAAAUCAGCUAAAGUAUGAAACACAAUGACAGGAAAGAGAGAUAGGAAUAGGGGAACUGAUGGGCUAAGCAUGUUCAGAGCCAACAAUGUCAAACUGACCCUAAGAACUUUGCCAAG